AUGUAGGUAGGCACUGUUGAAGUGUCGAGUAUCGUAACAGCACCGUCGCUAUCCUAGUCUAAAAUCGCACACGCUCCAUUCAGCUUGCAUUACCUCAAGUUCUCUUAACCCUAAUGGAAAUGUAAAUAUCAUACAAAGUCGCUUACAAGGAGGAUGUACGACACGUACCGCGAGUUCGAGACGGCGCACAACGAAAGUGCGGAACGGUGGCCAAUGUUUUAGUUUUAAAAUACAGGUUAAAAACACGUGGUGCGUGCAGCGGAAUGCUUGUUUCGAGUUUUUAAAAAAAUUACAAGUUCUUGCAAAAUGGCAAAGUUAAAGAAAAGUGAUAACGGGGACGGGGCGGACCAAAGCACACAUUCUGAGGUCAAAAUGAAAAAGGAAUUGGCGUUAAUUGACGGCGUUGCGAUUAUUGUUGGGGUGAUUAUCGGCUCGGGGAUUUUUGUCUCCCCCAAGGGGGUGCUCCGGAACUCCGGCUCGGUGGGGCAGGCUCUCAUCGUAUGGAUCCUCUCAGGAAUUUUAUCCAUGAUCGGGGCUCUAUGUUACGCUGAAUUAGGCACAAUGAUACCGAAAUCGGGGGGCGACUACGCCUACAUCAGCGAGGCUUUCGGGCCGUUGCCCGCCUUCCUCUACCUCUGGGUGGCCCUUUUCAUCCUGGUCCCGACCGGAAACGCCAUCACGGCCAUAACCUUCGCCCAGUACAUCCUCCAACCGCUUUGGGGCGCCUGUAACCCUCCGUACGAAGCCGUGCGAUUACUGGCAGCCGCUGCCGUUUGUCUACUAACUCUGAUUAAUUGCUACAACGUCAAGUGGGUGACACGGGUCCAAGACAUCUUCACCGCCACCAAAAUCUUCGCCCUGUGCAUUAUCGUGGCAGCUGGAGCGUACUACUUAUGCAUUGGUCACGUCGAGCAUUUCAGGGACCCCAUGGAAGGGACCAACUGGCAGCCCGGGUACAUUGCCUUGGCCUUUUAUUCCGGCCUGUUCUCCUACUCGGGCUGGAAUUACCUCAACUAUGUUACCGAAGAACUGAAAGAUCCCUACAAGAACCUUCCUCGCGCAAUUUGUAUAUCGAUGCCAGUGGUCACCGUCAUUUACGUUGUGACAAACCUUGCGUACUUUGUUGUCUUGAGCAGGGAUGAUAUUCUGGCGUCAGAUGCAGUUGCUGUUACUUUUGGUGAUAAGUUACUGGGCGCGUUUUCGUUUUUCAUUCCGUUUUUCGUGGCUUGUUCCACGUUUGGUUCGUUAAACGGUGCUAUUUUUGCAUCGUCACGCCUUUUCUUCGUGGGGGCUCGUGCUGGACACUUGCCACGAGCUAUCGCACUCAUUGAUGUGAAAAGACUGACCCCUGUACCAUCUCUAAUUUUUAUGUGCAUCAUUACGCUAGCCCUUGUAAUGAUUGAAGAUGUGUACGUUCUUAUUAACUACGUUUCGUUCGUUGAGGCCCUUUUUAUCACGAUAAGUGUGACGGGGCUGCUGUAUAUGAGGUGGAAGAGGCCCGAUAUGCACCGGCCGAUUAAAAUCAGUUUUAUUCUUCCUGUAAUAUUUUUGUUAAUUUGUGGCUUCCUUGUCAUUUUUCCCUGUUAUGUUAGUCCCCUGGAGGUAGGGGUAGGUUUAGGUUUCAUUUUUUGCGGAAUUCCUGUUUAUUUAGUUACGAUCGCUUGGAAGAAUAAACCAGAUUGGUUGAAUAAAAUUUUCAACGAGUUUAACAACGGCUGCGCCAAACUCUUCCUGUGUGUUACGGAAUACGAAGACAAGGAGUCCUAAAGUUAGACAUAUGAUAUGUAAAAAUGAUCUAAAUAGUAUUAAUUGUUUUCGAAUGCUUUGACACAAGAAAUAUUUAUUUGUAUAUUACUAUUCAUUAAACAUGUUUUGUAAGA
Molecule: messenger RNA, 1880 nt
Organism: Tribolium castaneum (red flour beetle)
Lineage: Eukaryota; Metazoa; Arthropoda; Insecta; Coleoptera; Tenebrionidae
Gene: mnd
Product: minidiscs
Exons: 4
Coding region: 307-1767 (486 amino acids)
Biological process (GO): amino acid transmembrane transport
Cellular component (GO): membrane
Molecular function (GO): L-amino acid transmembrane transporter activity
Source: RefSeq, a predicted model, not a curated record